This is a messenger RNA of Budorcas taxicolor (takin), 486 nucleotides long. RefSeq names its product 40S ribosomal protein S17-like. Gene Ontology annotation, cellular component: ribosome. The record is from RefSeq and is a predicted model, not a curated record. The transcript is spliced from 2 exons. Gene Ontology annotation, molecular function: structural constituent of ribosome. Bases 1 to 486 code for a protein of 161 amino acids. Gene Ontology annotation, biological process: translation. NCBI's taxonomy places the organism in Eukaryota, Metazoa, Chordata, Mammalia, Artiodactyla, Bovidae.
AUGGGUCGCGUUCGCACCAAAACUGUAAAGAAAGCGGCCCGGGUCAUCAUUGAGAAGUACUACACGCGCCCAGGCAAUGACUUCCACACCAUCAAGCGGGUGUGCGAGGAAAUCGCUAUUAUUCCCAGCAGGAAGCUUCGCAAUAAGAUCGCAGGCUACGUCACACAUCUGAUGAAACGGAUUCAAAGAGGCCCGGUGAGAGGCAUCUCCAUCAAGCUGCAGGGGGAGGAGAGAGUGAGGAGAGAUAAUUACGUGCCUGAGGUCUCAGCCCUGGAUCAGGAAAUCAUUGAAGUAGAUCCUGACACUAAGGAAAUGCUGAAGCUCUUGGACUCUGGCAGCCUGUCCAACUUGCAGGUCACUCAGCCUACAGCUGGGAUGAACUUCAAAACCCUGCGUGGAGCCGUUUUAGUUGCAAGGGUGUAUCAAGGACGUCUGCCAGUGUUGCAGAUUGAUUCUGGAGAGGAGUCUAUGGGGAAUGGUAGAUAA